UUCCUCGUGUUAGGACUUGUCAAGCAGUGAUUGGUUGGAAUCAGCUGUAACAUGUGAAAGUGACUGUAUUUGCUAUUCAUCUACUGUGUCUGCAGGUCAUGAGAAAAGAGGUGUAAUAAUGGAAAUAAUUCACGCUGUCCAUGGUUUUGUCAGAUCACUGCUGUUUCUGCUGCUGUGGUCAAACUGUGAAGGAAGGGACUCGGAGCUCAACUAUGUGACCUGCGGCUCCCUGGUCAAACUGCUCAACACCAAACACAACGUCCGCCUGCAUUCCCAUGAUGUCAAGUAUGGCUCAGGCAGUGGACAGCAGUCUGUAACUGGAGUGGAGAACGCAGACGACGCCAACAGUUAUUGGCAGAUUCGUGGGAAGCCCAACCGUCCGUGUCAGCGCGGGGCAGCCAUCAAGUGUGGUCAGGCCAUCCGCAUCACACACAUGAAGACUGGCCGAAACCUCCACACACACCACUUCAGCUCACCCCUGUCUAAUAACCAGGAGGUCAGCGCCUUUGGAGAGAACGGCGAGGGCGACGACCUGGACGUCUGGACAGUGAAGUGCGACGGCAUCCACUGGGAGCGUGAUGAAGCCGUGCGCUUCAAACACAUGGGCACCGACGUCUUCCUGAGCGUGACGGGUGAGCAGUAUGGCCACCCUAUCCGCGGCCAGCGGGAGGUGCACGGCAUGAGCGCUUCCAACCAGCACAACUGGUGGCGUGCCAUGGAGGGCGUCUUCAUUCAGCCCAGCCAGGAGCUGAUGCGCCACGAUGAGCUCUGACAUCAUCACUAGUAGACACGAAGCAUGGACAUGCGUGCAGAGUCUGUGGAUUCCUGUUGCUGUGGUGGUUUUCUAGCUCUCCUGGACCAAAUGUCGUGAUAUGUGAAUGAUGUAAAAUAUUUGACUGAAGACUCAUCACUGUACAUGUGAAGCAGUCAGGGUGUUCUGAGGCGGGGGGGGGUGAUGUUAUUUUUCUUAAAGGUUUGAAGAAGAUUAGUGAUAGUGUAUGUAGUGUAGCCUAUAGGUCUAUAUAUUCUUCUUCAGUUUCCUCCUCAGAGAAUUUCAUAAGGGGGAAAAUCAAGGCUGGGCUACCAACUGGACAUAGCAACUACCCUGAAAUUCAAAGGUUUGAGAGGCCCUGUGUCAAAUAAAACCUAUAUAUACACUGUA
This is a messenger RNA of Xiphias gladius (swordfish), 1162 nucleotides long. RefSeq names its product stromal cell-derived factor 2-like 1 (gene sdf2l1). The coding region runs from base 119 to 772 and encodes 217 amino acids. Lineage: Eukaryota; Metazoa; Chordata; Actinopteri; Istiophoriformes; Xiphiidae. The transcript is spliced from 3 exons. The record is from RefSeq and is a predicted model, not a curated record.